Nannospalax galili (Upper Galilee mountains blind mole rat) is the source of this 5979-nucleotide messenger RNA. It is a transcript of the gene Sec22c, whose product is annotated as SEC22 homolog C, vesicle trafficking protein. NCBI's taxonomy places the organism in Eukaryota, Metazoa, Chordata, Mammalia, Rodentia, Spalacidae. Gene Ontology annotation, biological process: endoplasmic reticulum to Golgi vesicle-mediated transport. Bases 648 to 1559 code for a protein of 303 amino acids. The transcript is spliced from 8 exons. The record is from RefSeq and is a predicted model, not a curated record.
AGCAGGGGCGGGGCGGUGGUUCCCUUCGUGUUCGCAGAACUCGGGUCUCAGCUUUGGCUUCUUUUAAUAGCAAACUUUGCUUAGGUGCUGGUAUUCUAAGGUUUGGUGUCUCAAGAUUUGGUUAUCUUGCACCAACUUAUCUGGACAAAAGGGAUAGAUUGCGCUGGAACUCAGAACCCACCGAGCAGGGGCGGGAGUCAGCUUACAAGGAGCCCUAAAGCCGCGGAAGGAAGAGUGUUGACACUGAUGAAAGAAAUCAGUGCAGUUUUUGGGUUUUGUUCGUUCUGGUUUUGUAAGAUAGGGUCCCCAGUAACCCACGGCUGGCCUUGAGUUUGUGAUCCUCCUGCCUCCAUCUCCUAAGAGCUGGAAUCACAAGAGUGCGGCUACCACGCCCAAAUCACUUGUAAUUUGUACCAAGAUCAGAAAAACAAGCAAAACACACAGCGCACAACCAAUGGUUCGCUUCAGUUGUCAUCUUGACAUACCUGGGAAGAGGAAACCUUUAUUGAGGAACUUCCUCCAUCAGACUGUCCUAAGGCCAUAUCUGUAAGGCAUUUUCUUGAUUGCUAAUUGAUGAAAAGAGAACUCAGCUCACUGUGGACCGUGCCAUCCCUGAGCAGGUGUCCUCAUGACUUCUCUUGUGGACCAUGUCCAUGAUCCUUUUUGCCAGUGUUGUACGGGUGAGGGAUGGACUACCCCUCUCAGCCUCCACUGACUUUUACCAUGCUCAAGAGUUUCUGGAAUGCAGGAGGCGGCUCAAGACAUUAGCCUUGAGGCUGGCCCAGUACCCUGGUCGAGGCUCUGCAGAAACCUGUGACUUCCGCAUACACUUUUCUUCGUCAGGGGACGUGGCCUGCAUGGCUAUCUGCUCCCACCAGUGCCCAGCAGCCAUGGCCUUCUGCUUCCUAGAGACCCUGUGGUGGGACUUCACUGCUUCCCAUGACAGCACCUGCAUCAGCCUGGCCUCUAGGCCCUAUGCUUUCCUUGAGUUCGACAGUGUCAUUCAGAAAAUGAAGUGGCAUUUUAACCACAUGAGUCCCUCUCAGAUGAAGAGCUGCUUGGAGGAAAUCCAGGAGGAACUUGAGUUCCAGCCUCCAGCGGUUCUGUCCCUGGAGGACACAGACGUGGCAAAUGGGAUGCUGAACGGCCACACCCCAGUGUACUUGGAGCCUGCUCCAAGUUUCCGGAUGGAGCCGGUGACAGCCCUGGGCGUCCUCUCCCUUGUUCUCAACAUCAUGUGUGCUGCCCUUAACCUCAUCCGAGGAGUUCACCUCGUAGAGCAUUCUUUACAGGUUGCCCAGGAGGAAAUCGGAAACAUCCUGGCUUUCCUUAUCCCUUUUGGGGCCUGCAUCUUCCAGUGUUAUUUGUACCUGUUCUACAGUCCAGCCAGGACUGUGAAGGUGCUGCUGAUGCUGGCCUUCAUCUGCCUGGGCAAUGUGUACCUGCAUGGACUGAGGAACCUCUGGCAAAUCCUGUUCCACAUAGGAGUGGCUUUUCUGUCUUCACAUCAGAUACUGACGAGGCAGCUUCAGGAGAAGCAGUCUGAUUGUGGAGUGUGAGGAUGGCACCAGACCUUGGAUGGAUCCUUGAUUCUCCUUGAUUCGUUUCCACUCCUGCUUUUCCACUUCACCUCAAGUUUCCAUCCUUGAAGUUCCCUUCAGCCAAAUUGGACUAAAACCCAAGAUCACAGAUUCUGGCAGGUGCCUCUGGAGGUCCUGAGGCUGUUGAUUCCUAGUCUUGGUCUGUGUGGAGCAUUUGUGCAGAACCAACCACCAGCUAAGCAUGUGCUGGGGGGUGGGGGGGCAAAGCUGGUGCUCACGCAGAGAGCAUCACUAAUGGAUUAGAGUGGGGGUACUUUGGUCUUCUAAACUGAAUGAUACAGUAAACCACUGGAUUCCAUAAUGCUAGUUUUAGUAAUUUGCAGUUAUCUGCAAGGAAACACUUUAAAGUCAAAAUCAGCUUGCAGGGUUGUAGAACUUUGGUCAGUUUUCUUCAGAGUAUCAGUCCAGGGUAAAGUAAAACCUGAAAAUAUGGUUCAUAAAUAUAAGCUAGGUAAAUUUUGUUUACAUUUUUGAUAACUUGGGUUCAGUAUACCUUUGGAAUAUUUAAAUAUAUUUUGGUUAUAAUCUGAACCUCAUUUAGGAUGAAGGCAAACUGAAGCUGAGAAAAUGCUAAAGAAAUCUGAAUUCCUUUACCUUUUAUGGUGGUGGGACUGUAUGGGCACAGAAAUGGUUUGUAUUUCUUUGCAGGGUAUAUCUGAAUAUCUUUAGAUUGAUAACCAAUAUUUCUGUAUCAUUAGCGUAGGGGCAUGAACAGAAGUGAGGAGUUCGGGGUCCUUUGAUUGAGGCAGAGUUGAACAGGAAAUGCUGUGAAUUCAGUAGUCCCUGACAGACUGAGGAGAGGCUGCAGCCAUCAGCCUGCACAGGGGCAGCCGAGUGCCUAUCACGGUAGCAGUGACAGAUAUGUGGCCCUGCGUACCUUUUCCCAGAGAGGCCUCCCAAAUUAAUUACUCCUUGCACUUUCCUUAAGCAUCAAGGGCCUCAUUUUUCUUAUGACCAAGUGUUAAGUGGAUGUUAACUCUUUAAAGCUUUAUGUUGUGGACAUGUGCUUUGGAAAGUUACUUUUUUUCAUUAUCAAAAAAUUGAUCACAGUUUUCCAAGCUCUGCUUCUCCUAAGGCCCCUGGGUCUCCAGGGUAGGUUUCUGGAAGAACUCAGGAAGUCACCGUGAGGGCUUACCCUCUGAGUGGUUCUUGGUAGAAGUCUGUAGUCUGAAUAGUUCAUUCACAAUUGGGUGAAAUUGCAUGCUCAAUAGAUGAAAAGUUCUAUUUUGAUAAUUUUAAAAUAGAAAACCAUUCUAAGAGUUAGUGGGAAAAGCAAGAAUGUAGCUUUAGAAAAUUGGGUCAUAUUUGGCUGUUACCUGUACUAUAUUGUUAGUGAGGCACCCAGGUGUCAUUUAGGAAAGACAAGCUUACGUGACUCAGAGCUGGAUUGGGAAAGUAUUGCCACAGUAAUUUUAUUUUCUUAUAAUAGAAUUUUCUAUUUUUUAAUCAAAUAUACAGUGUCUUGGUAUGAGCAUCUUAUUGGAAACAUCCUCAGGUAUGAACUUCAGCAUUGUUUUUCCCUUGAUUUCACACCUGCAUAAUUUUGUACAUACCUAGCAGGUGACUGUUCACUCUUCUUGAGAGAGAAUUUUGAGGAAAUGGCAAAAGAAGGAAGCCAGAGGUGAGGAGAGAAAACCUUUCAAAUUGAAGCACACAUUCAAAAAAGAUUUUAGAGUUGGUAUGAAGAAAUCAGUUGAAAAAUGUAUUGUUUUCCUCUUAAGCCUGUGUGGUACUGUGCUGCCCUAGCUGUGCAUCCCACUAGCUCUAGGGUCUGAUCCCCUGGUUGUCAGUCAGCCAGCAGUAAAGAAGUGGUCCCUGAGGGCCAGCCCUUGUUGGCAGAUGCUUCUUACCCCAGGUGCGAGUGUGGACAUUGUCCACACAUGGUUGAUGUGAUCCAUGAGUUAGCAUCUGGACAGGGUUCCAGGUUGACCUUUGCAGACAGAAGAGAAAAGAUGCCCUAGAAGGGCAGUAGGAACAGGAAUACGGAUACAGAAUAACUAGAAUCCCGCCAAGAGCGGCCUCUCUUACCUAACCUGAGGAGGAGACUGGGGACAGGAAAGAAGGUCUGGGGAUUUGUGUCUGAGGGAGACCCUGGUUCAAGCUUGGAGGCUGGUAGAUGCCCUGUGAUCCUUGGUGCCAGGAAGCUGAUUCAGGAGCACCUCUUGGUCUACCAUGCACUCCCUGCUGCUCUAGCUCUUUAAACAAGUUAGAUGUACCUUGUUGAGACAGUGUUGGAAACAAGACCUUAAAGGCACCUUCCAGAUCACAUGCUGCAAAAUGGCAGACUUUGGAAAGUGUUACAUUUCUUUGUUAUGCUGGGGGCUAGUGUGGCCCAGUGCUUAGGCAGGAAGCAUGACUCUGGUUACUUUUCCCCUAAGGAGCCUUAUUGUGAUAGGCUUUCCUUUUCCUGGAUAAAGACAGCUGGGUCUCCUUUGGGGUAGCUUACCCUCUGAUCUCAGGAGCCCCACUGACUCAUGUGAGCAGUGUGGCUGUGAGUUCUUGCUUCUGCUUCUUGGUCUUGCACCUCUGCUGUCCUGGAACUCUGUGGACAUGCAUCAUGAGCCAACAGCAUCAAGGUCUUUAAGGGAUAGGGAAGGGUGUUGGGAUGAAAGCUCAAGCACUAGCACAGGCGUCACCAUAGACUGCACCCUGAGCACAUUACCUUCUAAGCUGCCCUGUUCUCCCUCUCCUCUACCUGUUUCCACCCCACCUUUGGGAUGCAGGUGCAAACUAGAGUUCAGAGAGAUGGGAAGCCCUAGAAUUGUGAUGGAGAAGACAGGUGGAAGAGCUUCCAAGAGGAAGCUGGCUGUGUUGGGGUCUCACCCUCUGCCCUGCCUGGGCUCAGUGCCCAGGAGGAGCACACUCUGGUGCUCAGGGUCAAAGUCAACAUCCAGCAGACUGGAGGAAGCAGCUGUUUGGCAUAUGGGAAGCAAGGUGUGUGGUGGGGAACAGAAGUGGAGCUGCCUAUCUGCUGACAACAGCAGCUGCCCUUGGCUUCGGGGGACCGCAUGCCGCACCUUCGUCCAGGCCUGGAGAGUGCUGCUCUUUGAAGGAGACAGCUGCUCCUUGCAACAUCAGGACAGCAGCCCUCAGAAUUCUCUUCUGUAUGCUUGACAAUGACAAGUGAGGCCAGGCAGGGCCAGGAAUGGCCACUGCUUUCAGCUGUGCCCAGCAAACCUUGCUGAACUCUACUCACCCAGAUCAGGGAUGGCUCUACCUGUGUGCUGUGAGGGCUUAGCAUGGGGGAGAAAGAAAAGGUGGGUGUACCCUGGAGCACCCAAGUGGGAGAAGGAGUUCACAGGCCAACUAAGCCAGUGGCCUGGAGAAGGGCUUGGCUCCACGCAGUUGUGCUUCACAGUGGAAGUCCUGCGUGCUCUGCCUCAGUGUUUCCACCUGGGACGGGGUGAGAAUGUUGGUUUUCAAUCCAAGCAUACUGCUGUGAAGAUUUGCAAGUGGUCAUGGAGGAGACUAUCAUGUGUAUACAGUAAGAGAGGGCUACAAGGUCCCCUCAUAUGUACAGCAGGCCAUGGCCAUGUUCCAGCCUUCACAAGAUGGCAUUUUGUGCUGCUGUAGUGUCAAGGUCUUGUGCCUUCAUCCCAGAAAGGAAGCAGCUUCCUUCUCUCCCAGACUAGUCCUUGAUAUAUUUUAUACCCAUGGAGCCUCUGAUAGAGUCAGCACCAGACCUGCUUUGGGAUCCAAAAAGGCUCGUUCUAUUUGUUGGAUCAAACUUCAGUGUCCAUCCUCAACCCAAUCAAGGGGAGCUUCUGUCCUCCUAUCUGUGAAUGGCGCUGUCACCUGCUGUUGCUGGGGAAAUCUCAGCAGGGCAGCUGUGGGAAGGGUUCUGCCAUUCAUACUUGGAAAUGGAAGGCUGGGGGAACACCUUCCCACAGGGAGCAGUGGGCAGAGCUGUGGCUCACAAGCAACCUUCAUUUUAGGGUAAAAUUAAGCCCAUUCUUUGCCAAUGACCCGUGUUUGCUGCAUACAUGUAGCAGCCUUUAACCCUUACAUUGAUACAAUCUUCUGAUUGCUUCAGAAAUAUUAUCUAAUGAAUUAUUCACAUGGCUUAGCCCCUAGGAUUUAAUUUUGUUUAAUGGACUUUUUCUACUAAGAGCAUAAAAUAUUGAGACUGAGACAAAACCGUCUACCCCCAGGCUUAUCUCUAGUGCUGGCUGUCCGUGGUGUACAAGCAUCUUACUGUUUUCACGUGACAACAAACAUCUAUUUUAAGUACAUGGUGGGUACAUUUUAACUUUCACAUACUGGUAAACUGAAACGUGUCAGUGUACGGAUAGUGUACAGCUGUUAUAUACUGUGUAUAUAAUAAUGACAGGAGGCAGCUUCAGCAGCGUGUAAAGAAUAAAUCUAAGGUGUUUACUAA